Molecule: messenger RNA, 1833 nt
Organism: Lutra lutra (Eurasian river otter)
Lineage: Eukaryota; Metazoa; Chordata; Mammalia; Carnivora; Mustelidae
Gene: SIL1
Product: SIL1 nucleotide exchange factor
Exons: 12
Coding region: 32-1669 (545 amino acids)
Source: RefSeq, a predicted model, not a curated record
CAGCUUCAGAGGAUCGCCGCCGCGUCUGCGCAUGGGGAGCUGGUUGCCGCUGCAGCCGCCUGGAAUUGUGGGGGUUGUGUCUAACCCCUCGGCUGCCGGGCAGGAAGCCGAAGGUAAAAUUUAUAGGUUCUGGGCCUUAGGACCUGAUCUCUUUGGAGGUCUGCUGCCAUACUGGGUGACCUUGGGCCUGCCCGCUUCCAGGAUGGCUCUUCUGGGAAUGCUGCUUGGGCUGCUGAUGGCUUCCUGUUUCACCUUCUGCCUCAGUCAUCAGAACCCGUUACUGAAAGGUCAGACUCUCAGGUGCUGGGUAGGUGGGGAUACUUAUCUGAAGCUGGGGUGCUGCUUGGAAGAGAUGCAUUGCUACCUCCCAUUCAAGGAGUUUGCGCUCACCAGCCCAGAGAAGAGCAGGACCAAAGAAGCAGACAGAAAGGAAACCACAGCAGAAGAGGAGCUGGACUCCGAGGUCCUCGAGGUGUUUCACCCGACCCAUGAGUGGCAGGCCCUUCGGCCAGGGCAGGCUGUCCCUGCAGGAUCUCAUGUGCGGCUGAAUCUCCAGACUGGGGCAAGAGAAGUGAAACUUCAAGAAGAGGACAAGUUCCGAAGUAAUUUGAAAGGGUUGAAAAAAGGCAGAAGGCUGGACAUCAACACUAACACCUACACAUCUCAGGACCUCAAGAGUGCUCUGGCAAAAUUCAAGGAGGGGGCAGAAGUGGAGAGUUCAAAGGAAGACAAGGCAAGACAGGCCAAGGUUAAACGACUCUUUCGCCCCAUCGAGGAGCUGAAGAAGGACUUUGAGGAGCUGAAUGUUAUCAUUGAGACUGACAUGCAGAUCAUGGUACGGCUAAUCAACAAGUUCAAUAGUUCCAGCUCCAGCCUAGAAGAGAAGAUUGCUGCACUCUUUGAUCUUGAAUAUUAUGUCCAUCAGAUGGAUAAUGCACAGGGUCUGCUUUCCUUUGGUGGCCUUCAAGUGGUGAUCAAUGGGCUGAACAGCACAGAGCCCCUGGUGAAGGAGUAUGCUGCAUUUGUGCUGGGAGCUGCCUUUUCCAGCAACCCAAAGGUUCAAGUAGAGGCCAUUGAGGGGGGAGCCCUACAGAAGCUGCUGGUCAUCCUGGCUACGGAACAGCCUCUCCCUGCAAAGAAGAAGGUCCUGUUUGCGCUGUGCUCCCUACUGCGACACUUCCCCUAUGCCCAGCAGCAGUUCCUGAAACUGGGGGGCUUGCAGGUGCUACGGAGCCUGGUGCAGGCAAAGGGUACAGAGAUGCUGGCUGUGCGUGUGGUCACUCUGCUGUAUGACCUGGUCACUGAAAAGCAGAUGUUUGCUGAGGAGGAGGCCGAGCUGACCCAGGAGACGUCCCCGGAGAAGCUGCAGCAGUACCGCCAGGUGCCCCUCCUACCAGGCCUGCGGGAGCAGGGCUGGUGCGAGAUCACCGCACACCUCCUGGCCCUCCCUGAGCACGAUGCCCGAGAAAAGGUGCUGCAGACGCUGGGUGCCCUCCUGGCCACUUGCCGGGACCGCUACCGCCAAGACCCCCAACUCAGCAGGACGCUGGUCAGCCUGAAGGCUGAGUACCAGGCUCUGGCCGCCCUGGAGCUCCAGGAUGGCGAGGAUGAGGGCUACUUCCGGGAACUGCUGGGCUCCAUCAACAGCUUGCUGAAGGAACUGAGAUGAGGCUGCUCCCUGCCACCGGGACUGGACUGGGACAUUAGUGAGGCUGACAGACACCAGCUUGGAUGGGCUCCUCAGGGGACAGUAGCCAGGGGGCAGGACUUCCCUACUGGGGCCUGGGCAUCAUCUGGGCAGUGCCGGCUUGGCCAUUAAAUGGAGGCAUGAGG